Messenger RNA from Diversispora eburnea, 180 nucleotides. Lineage: Eukaryota; Fungi; Glomeromycota; Glomeromycetes; Diversisporales; Diversisporaceae. The record is from the annotation of a GenBank genome assembly.
AUGGUUCCAACAGCUCUUCCUCUAAAAGUCCAAGGAAAAUGUGAUGAAUUUGUAUCAACCUUUAUCGAGAAUUGUGCGUUUGAUUUAUCACAAAAACUUUUGCAUGACGGAAUAUGGAAGGAGACAAAUACUGAACUUUCAUAUGUUGCGAAGAGGAUUUUGAAUACUUUGCAAAAGUGA